Entrophospora sp. SA101 is the source of this 409-nucleotide messenger RNA. Lineage: Eukaryota; Fungi; Glomeromycota; Glomeromycetes; Entrophosporales; Entrophosporaceae. The record is from the annotation of a GenBank genome assembly.
AUGAAAUCAAAUUCGGAUACAACUAGCAGGUCAUCAGGUAUUAAUGGUGGAAGCAGUAGUAGAAUAAACCCACAUAAUGGUAAUAGUGGAUUUAAUGGGACAUUUAACAAUGAUCGAUUAAAAAUUAAAAGCUUUGAUGAUUAUGUAAAGUUAUUAAAUGAAUAUAAAGAAUUAUAUACAGAGUAUGAUAUGUUAGACCAAUUUCUUCAAAAGAAGGAAGAACUUCAUAGAAAAUUGUCAGAAGACCUUGAAAAAUCUGCUGGCACUAAAGAAGAAGAAAAGAUUGCCAUGAAAGUAAUUGAAGAGUUUGGUUCAGAAACUGAUACUGGGACCAAGCUUAAAAGUUAUUCACAACUACAUUCAAAGUUGAAAAUUAUAAAAAAAGAAUUACAAAGAGCUCGUUCUGAAG